UAGUUUUUUUUUGCAGUAUAUAACUGGUAAAGCUUUUAUAAUAAUGAUGAUAAUAAUAAUAACAACUGUCAAAUAACUAAAGAAGGAUAAGAAUUUUGGAAAUGUUAGCAAAAAAGAUAUUUUUCGUUUUGGGGUUACCGCUUUUGGGUUCAUUGGCGGCUGCUGAGGAACUCGACCGGUUUGUGUACGAAGCAAAACUUUUAGAAAAGAUGAUUCGUAUGGAAACGAAGAUGGAGCGAAUGGGUGAAGAAUUGAAGGCGACGCAGACGAACGUGCACACGUUCAUACAGAAUCAAACGAGGAUAUUAGAAAACAAGACUGCUGAAUUGGAGCUUUUAGAAGAGAGAGUUGACAAGCCAAUGGUUGCUUUCAGUGCAUAUAGCCCCGUGGACAAAAGUUUAGACUCUAGUCAGAUCCUGGUGCUACAAACUGUGCCCUUGAACGAAGGUAAUGGAUACGACAACGUCAUUGGGGUUUUCACUGCACCGGUAACAGGGCUCUACUACUUUGUGGUACAUGCCUGUAACUAUGCAGGCCGGGGCUUCUACUAUGACAUCAUCCUUGAACACAACCCGGUAGCCAGGAGCACACAAUAUAACAAUGUGAAUCACGACUGCAAUUCUGUUAGUGCUGUUACCAUGGUUACAGCUGGUCAACGUGUCUGGGUAAAAAGCACAAGUGGCAAUAGCAGUCCACAGCUGUACGAAAAUUCCUACAGACGGACAACAUUUGCAGGUUUCCUUUUGCAAAAAUGAAUUGCAAAAUAGUGAAAUCCAUGAAAACAAACCUGAAACAGGACUUUUAAUACGUUUGCACUUUAUGGCAUUGUUUUCUUUUUCUUAUUAUUAUCGAUGUUGUAUUGCUUACAUUAAAGUAUUUGCUCAAUUA
Messenger RNA from Mercenaria mercenaria, 888 nucleotides. Its product is annotated as complement C1q-like protein 3. The transcript is spliced from 2 exons. The record is from RefSeq and is a predicted model, not a curated record. The coding region runs from base 102 to 755 and encodes 217 amino acids. Gene Ontology annotation, molecular function: protein binding. Lineage: Eukaryota; Metazoa; Mollusca; Bivalvia; Venerida; Veneridae.